This is a messenger RNA of Serinus canaria (Common canary), 563 nucleotides long. RefSeq names its product protein S100-A12-like. The coding region runs from base 81 to 428 and encodes 115 amino acids. Gene Ontology annotation, molecular function: transition metal ion binding; calcium ion binding. Gene Ontology annotation, cellular component: extracellular exosome; cytoplasm. The record is from RefSeq and is a predicted model, not a curated record. Gene Ontology annotation, biological process: endothelial cell migration. The transcript has 3 exons. NCBI's taxonomy places the organism in Eukaryota, Metazoa, Chordata, Aves, Passeriformes, Fringillidae.
GGGUAUAAAAGGUGCCAUCCCCAGCUUGGCACCACCGAUCCUCCUGCUCCUCCCUUUCAGAGCCCAGACCUCCUCCAAGGAUGAAAACCGACCUGGAGCUGGCGCUGGAGUGCGCCGUCAACGUCUACCACCGGUACGCGGUGCGGCAGCCCAUGGACGACUACCUGAGCCGGGGGGAGUUCUCCAGCCUGCUCAAGGAGACGGCCGAGCCCUUCCUGAGGAACACCGUGCCGCCCAAAACCACCAUGGACAGCUACAUCGGGCAGCUCUUCACCAAAGCCGACGCCAACCACGACGGCCGCCUCAAGUUCACCGAGUUCCUGACCACGCUGAGCCUCGUGGCCAUCGAUGCCCACAACAGGUCCCACAAGAGCCCUGGUGGUGACCAUGGCCACGACCACGGGCACGGGCACAGCCACCGUCACUGAAACGGAGCCAUCUCCCACGGCGGCCGAGCCACGGGACUCUGCGUCCCCCCAGGAGCCUCAGCCCUGCACCCAAACCUUUGUCACCUGCUUCUGCUUUGUGGCAUUGAAAUAAAGUCCCUUCCUUUGAGCACCAAA